CGGUUGAGCACCGAAGCUCCAAAAAUAAUGUUUUUCAGUAAAGUUUUUUUAUUGGUGGUGCUAGCAGUGUGCUCUUGCAUUAGCACGAAAAUGGAUGAGUCAAAAAAUGAAAAAAUUGACGAGGCUUUCGACUUAAACAAACAAGAACACGAUAUAAUUUCAGACCUGUUACAUCAGAAUAUAUUUAAACCAGAUUUGUUGAGUAAAUCCAUCAAUGCAGCAUCAAUGAGAACUGUUGUAAGAACAUCCUCUGAUAACGUACCAAUGGCUAAACAUGCUAAUAACAAAUCAACUCAAUUAUCUGACGAUGAUAAGACGAGAGCUGUUGUAGCUGAUGUAGGAGGUGCUAAAAGUGCAACAAUAUCUGAAAAGAGAGAAAAAUGUAAAGAAAAAUGUCCAGCAAAUAUUAAGGAUUGUUGUCGAAGCGCUAUACAAGAAAAAAGCUGUCACAAUGCUACUGAUGAUCCAGUAUCAUACUUUGUCAACCCUAACUAUCCUAAUGAAGAUUGGGAUUCAUCUUUCUGUGAUUUCCGUGUAGAUAUUAAAAACAGAAACGUAUGCCAAUUGCGCUUGGAUUUAGAAGAGUUUUCUCUUCGUGGACCACAUAAGUAUUUGGGAAGUUGCCGUCAAGAUAGAUUGAUUGUCUCUACCACUUUACCUAAUGGUAUUGGCAUAACUGAGCUUUGUGGAAACAACACUGGACAGCAUCUAUACUUUCCGGUAGACCCAAAAGCUGGAGGAUCAUCUGUUUCCUUAAUGAUGAUGACAUCACAAUCAUCCAGGUACUCGUGGAAAGUUAGAAUUACCCAAAUCGAUUGUCUUGCAGAUCCUCAAUCUGUGGCUCCUACCGGAUGCCUGCAAUACCAUACUAGUCUUAGUGGCACCAUACAGAGUUUCAACUACGCAGGAGGCAUGUACCAGUCAGGUUUAGAUUAUGCGAUAUGCAUUAAACGGUCCGUUAACACUUGUCGGGUCGAAUUUCAACAGGUUCCUGGCUCUACAUUUGGAAUUAACUCACUGGAAGGUUCAUCUCUUGAAGAAGGAAUUGGACGAGCAGGAGAAGUAAGCUGCGAUUUAGUCACCCACGAUUAUCUACACAUACCAGGUGGUAUGUUGGACAUAGGUGAAGAAGUUUUAGCUGCUAGUGGUAAUGCCGAAGUAUACACACCAACUGCUGAAAAAUUCUGUGGGCGUAGUUUGUCUGGAUUAGCCAUCCAAGAAUUUGCAGAAAAAAUUAAAGUCAAUGAUCCUUUGGGCGCACAAGAUAAUAAUACUAUUGCCACUCCUGUAACAACAUAUGCUUCUGGUCCAAUUGUUAUUCGUUUCCACACGGAUAGUGUUACUGUAAAAGAAAGAGACAUUGGAUUUUCAAUAGCAUAUCAACAACUUGGUACGGGGUGCAACAAGAACAAGAUCAGAUGAUGAUUUCUAGUUCCUACCCC
Molecule: messenger RNA, 1442 nt
Organism: Daktulosphaira vitifoliae (grape phylloxera)
Lineage: Eukaryota; Metazoa; Arthropoda; Insecta; Hemiptera; Phylloxeridae
Exons: 8
Coding region: 28-1422 (464 amino acids)
Source: RefSeq, a predicted model, not a curated record